This is a messenger RNA of Marmota flaviventris (yellow-bellied marmot), 906 nucleotides long. The record is from RefSeq and is a predicted model, not a curated record. Lineage: Eukaryota; Metazoa; Chordata; Mammalia; Rodentia; Sciuridae.
AUGUUCAGGGUCACGGUGCUGGGGAGGGACCCCUGCAAGCCCUCAGCUGUGGCCUUCUUGGUCAAGCAGAUGUGGGGAACUUCCCAAGGUCAUGCAGCAAGGCCAGCACGAUGGUGCUCCCAGCGUUCCUGCACCCAGAGAAGUCAGAAUGAGGCAGGCCAGGUCUCCAAGUCAGAGGGCACCAGGCAAUCUCCCAUCAACAUCCAGCGGAGGGACAGUGUCUACGACCCCCAUCUGCAGCCGCUCAGAGUGUCCUAUGACCCCGCGUCCUGUCGGUGCAUCUGGAACACCGGCUACUUCUUCCAGGUAGAAUUUGACGAUGCUGCUGAGCAGUCAGGGAUCAGCGGGGGGCCUUUGGAAAACCACUACAGACUGAGGCAGUUCCACUUCCACUGGGGAGCAGUGGACGAGCGGGGCUCAGAGCACACGGUGGACGGCCACGUGUACCCGGCCGAGCUGCACCUGGUUCACUGGAACGCUGUGAAGUACCCAGCUUACGAGGAAGCUGUCCUGGGGGAGAAGGGCCUGGCCGUGCUGGCCGUGUUCCUGCAGGUGGGGGCCCGCCACGAGGCCCUGCAGAGGCUGGUGGACGUCUUGCCAGAAAUAAAGCACAAGGACAUGCGGGCGGCCAUGGGCCCCUUCAGCCCCUCCUGUCUGCUGCCUGCCUGCCAGGAUUACUGGACCUACUCGGGCUCCCUCACCACCCCGCCCCUGGCAGAAUCUGUCACCUGGAUCAUCCAGAAGCAGCCCGUCGAGGUGGCUGCAAGCCAGGUCUCCGCCUUCCGGGAGCUCCUGUUCUCCCCGCUCGGUGAAGAGGAGGAGAUCAUGGUGGACAACUGUCGCCGACGCCAGCCCCUGAUGGGCCGGAGGGUCCGCUCGUCCUUCAGGCCACUGAAGUGGGGAUGA